Molecule: messenger RNA, 774 nt
Organism: Gryllus bimaculatus (two-spotted cricket)
Lineage: Eukaryota; Metazoa; Arthropoda; Insecta; Orthoptera; Gryllidae
Source: the annotation of a GenBank genome assembly
GAGCGCGCCGGCACCCGCCCGGACCUCAGCGGCAUGCGCCACCGCCGCCCGCACGAGGACACCGCCGAGAUCCAGAGCCGCUUCUACUACCCCAAGGAUGAUGAUAUCAAUGUAUGGAUGUUUGCUAUGAUUGGCAUUGGCUGCGUGUUCAUUAUCUUCGUAGCUGUAUCUCUGUACAUCAUGUGUUACAGGAAAUCAAAUGAUGAAGAUGGUCGCUACUUGUUUGUACAACAAGAUGCGCAGCAGAAAGUACUUUGAAAGCGAGGGCACCAACAGACAUAGCAUGGUACAAAUCCAAGAGAGAAAAAGCCCUGCCCGUGAACGAGUGGUGUCUUCAACACACAGUUGGUUGCAAAACCUGUUUCUUGUUUGGAAGUCUUUUAAAUUUGUGGUGCAGUUGCUUUGAUGGAGUAUUGUUGUUAUAUAUGUCGUAUUUCUCACUCCAGUGUGAGGAAAACCUGAACUCAUCUUUACUCUUCUGAUAAAGAAUAUAAUUCAAUGUAUUUUCAGCAUACAUCAUUUCUAAGUUGUAUUCAGCAAAAUAAGUAUCAUUACUAUGAAUUCAAUCAUUUAGUAUAUAUAUUAUAAAAAUGUUAAAUUAUCAGAUGAUACUUUAACAUUGGAACAUCAAAACCUAUAAACAGAUGUUGCACAAAAUAACAUUUAAAAUUAAUUUUAGACAGUGAAAUUGACAGAAAGUUACAAUUUAGUGUUUACUAUCUAACCAGUCUAAAAUCGCAGAGGACAUGUGAAUGAAUGGUUAAGCAUACAACC